AUUUUUAACUGCACAGAUAACAAGAACUACACAGAAUGGGAAAACCAAGCCGACUGAACCAAUCUGUUGCUCCAGACUUCCUCCUUCUAGGACUCUCAGAGCAGCCGGAGGAGCAGCAUCUUCUAUUUGGAAUCUUCCUGGGCAUGUACCUGGUUGCCAUGGUGGGGAACUUGCUCAUCGUCCUGGUCAUCAGCUCUGAUGCACACCUUCAUACUCCCAUGUACUUCUUUCUGGCUAAUCUGUCCUUAACUGAUGCUUGUUUCAUUUCUGCCUCAGUCCCCAAAAUGCUAAUCAACAUUCAUAGCCAGAGUCAGACUGUCUCUUAUUCUGGGUGCCUUACACAGCUGUAUUUCCUCCUGGUGUUUGGUGGACUUGACAAUUGUCUCCUGGCUGUGAUGGCAUAUGAUCGUUAUGUGGCCAUCUGCCAUCCACUCCAUUACAGCACAGUUAUGAAUCCCCAACUCUGUGCACAAAUGCUAUGUAUGUGCUUGGUGCUGACUAACUGUCCCGCCCUGAUGCACACACUGUUGAUGACACGUGUGGCUUUCUGUGCUCAGGUAAUCAUUCCCCACUUCUACUGUGAUCCCAGUGCUCUGCUGAAGCUUGCCUGCUCUGACACCCAUAUUAAUGAGUUGAUGAUCAUCACCAUGGGUUUGAUAUUCCUCACUGUUCCUCUCAUGCUAAUCGUCUUCUCCUAUGUCCGCAUUUCCUGGACUGUGUUGGGCAUCCCGUCUCCUGGUGGGCGAUGGAAGGCCUUUUCUACCUGUGGCUCUCAUCUCACAGUGGUUCUGCUGUUCUAUGGGUCUCUGAUGGGUGUGUAUUUACUUCCCCCAUCAGUUCGAUCUACAGAGAGGGAGAGCAGGGCUGCCAUUCUCUAUAAUGUCUUGAUUCCCAUGCUAAACCCAUUCAUCUAUAGCUUGAGGAAUAAAGACAUGAAACAGGUUUUGUUCAAACUUGUUGAUGGUAGGAAGACAUUCUUCUUACCGUGUCUCUGA
Messenger RNA from Nannospalax galili (Upper Galilee mountains blind mole rat), 995 nucleotides. Its product is annotated as olfactory receptor 1N2-like. The coding region runs from base 36 to 995 and encodes 319 amino acids. Gene Ontology annotation, cellular component: membrane. The transcript has a single exon. NCBI's taxonomy places the organism in Eukaryota, Metazoa, Chordata, Mammalia, Rodentia, Spalacidae. Gene Ontology annotation, molecular function: olfactory receptor activity; G protein-coupled receptor activity. The record is from RefSeq and is a predicted model, not a curated record. Gene Ontology annotation, biological process: G protein-coupled receptor signaling pathway.